UUUCGUCAAACGGCCCCGAAAUGGGUCUACCAAUUGGACAUUUGACAGGUGGGGUUCGCUAAAGAAGCCGGUUUAACUGCUUGACGUGUUCAGUUGUCGGCCAGUCCUGGGGACGCUACGGAUGUACUCUAAGGUUUGGCUCCCGGGGGUUCUCCGUCAUGUCGGGUCGUGGUUUAUAUCAGGUGUGGUGCAGGAUUACCUGAUUGAUUGCAUCCUAACAAAUGUUCUGAAUAUCAAAAUGACUACCACUACUACCCAGUGCCUGGCACUCUCCAGAUCGACCAUCCAACCCCUUAAAAGUGACCAUGUAAUCCCAAAGGGUGUCCAUGAGCCCAUACGCCAAAUUCUGCAUCAUGAAUUUCUCAUCACAGAAAGAUUACUUCGUGCCAACAUCCGUGAAGGCCUAGUCCUCCCCAUCAUCGGUCUCAUCGCUCGUUUCCUGCCUGCGCCGGCCCUCCUCCUCACGACUCCCUGGACCCAUCUUGCCCUAGUGCUCAUCAAGACCUUCAUCUGCUUCAUCUGCCACCUGUACGUGUUCGAGAUCGUGAACCAAGUCCUCUCCGUCGACGAAGACAUCGCCAACAAGCCGCACCGACCGAUCCCGGCAGGCUUGCUCUGCAUCCCUGAUGCCUAUAGACGUUGGCUCCUAAGUUGGGCCAUUUGUCCCUUCAUUGCCAGCCACCUCGCGGGUCCGGAAGCCGCCGGCCUCUUCGGAGCAUACCAAGCUUGGGUAUAUUUCUGCUAUGUCUGGCCGAAGAUCAACCACUGGAUCUUCCGGAACGCGUUUGCAUCCAUUGGUGCAUACAACAUGUUCCGACUUGUGGACACCAUCAUUCACAGCGAGAUCCCGUCGUUCCCGGUCAUGCCGAAGCAUAUCCUCCUACUCUUCUCUACGUGGGUAAUGGCCACAGUACACAUGCAGGAGUUCCAUGAUGCCGAGGGGGACAGACAGAUGAAGAGACAGACGCUUCCGGUGGUGGUUGGACCCAAGGGAGAACGGCUCCUCCGAGCAAGCACCGCAAUGCUGGUCAUCGGGUCGGGUGUCGUGCUCCUCGUUGCCACGUCUUCUUGUAUCCAGGGCUCUUCCUUCCCGAAUCAACAUUGGACGGUAGCGGGACUCGUCAUCACAGGCAUCCUGCACAAUAUUUUCGCAUGCAUCGUUGGGUUCCGAUGCGUCUGGCACGGUGGCGUUGCCUUCGAUCGCAAAACCUAUAAACGGUUUUACAUGUUGGCGGCGUAUACCAUGAUCUGCUACUUGUCGUUCUGGCAAAUGACGGAGAAGGAGAUCUCGAUCCCAGCCUAGGUAGGGAGUAAUUUUUGGUUGAACAUGCCGACUGCGGUAGUUUCACGAAAGCUCCCUCCACGUAAAGGUGAAAAACUUCACACUCGAUCAGUUCCGGCAACAUGAGCCGAAACAAAGAUCGGCCGCUACAGCGAUAUUCGUUAGCCAGAGCUAGCAAUCUAUAUAUGUAGACAUGACUUACGAUUGAAAUGCGUGUUUGUUUGUCUGUUUUUGUUCUUUUGUAUGUGAUACGGUCUUGCUUUUGCUUUCCUGGCAUCUGUCAGCUUUGUAUUUCAAGAUAGACAAGAACCAGUAUGGUUAACUUACUCGAUCAAUGUCAUUUCUGAAGCCGAGUCUUGCAGAGCGUCCAGUGAAUGCUUGGUUUCUGCAGACUUGUUUCGCUUGAGAAGGUCGAUUAGGAAGUCAGGCAUCUUGAUCAAGAUUCUUUUCAAUUCGAUUGUAUAUAUGUA
Messenger RNA from Aspergillus caelatus, 1752 nucleotides. Its product is annotated as UbiA family prenyltransferase. Bases 122 to 1303 code for a protein of 393 amino acids. Gene Ontology annotation, cellular component: membrane. Gene Ontology annotation, molecular function: transferase activity, transferring alkyl or aryl (other than methyl) groups. NCBI's taxonomy places the organism in Eukaryota, Fungi, Ascomycota, Eurotiomycetes, Eurotiales, Aspergillaceae. The record is from RefSeq and is a predicted model, not a curated record. The transcript is spliced from 2 exons.